Suillus subaureus is the source of this 997-nucleotide messenger RNA. RefSeq lists its product as uncharacterized. Bases 55 to 579 code for a protein of 174 amino acids. The transcript has a single exon. Lineage: Eukaryota; Fungi; Basidiomycota; Agaricomycetes; Boletales; Suillaceae. The record is from RefSeq and is a predicted model, not a curated record.
CUCCACUUUUGCUCCACUUUGCUCCACAAUGAGGUCAUUUAUGAUGCAACUCUGAUGUCAUUUCUCUUUCCAACCUUAUUUCUUGGUACUAUACAGUUUCUCCCAUCUCAUGUAUUUAAGGAGAGCACUUCUCCACCCAUAAAAAAGAAAAAUAAGAAUCUCUUUUAUCAUUUAAAAGAACCUCCACUUCUUCCACUUUCUCUGACAUUGACACUCUUUGUGUUAGCCAGGAAGUGCAGACCAAGUACAUUUGGUUUACUUGCUCUGAGAUCAUUUAUUCUUUUCUUGACUGUACCUGUGCUGUCUAGUGUGCAUCUGACAUAUAGUUUCAGAGGACUAGAAGUACCAAGUCAAGCCGUAUUAUCUGUGCCUGCAGAUUCCUUUGUUGGAUCAUCUGCUCUUGUAUCAUGUCAUCUUCCUUGGAUUAAACCCUUUGCAUUUAGGCAGGGAAAUCCAAUCAGCUUCUACCAAGUUCCCUUUUAUAAGUCCUUUAGUAUAUCAAGGCAGGGGAAUAUCAUUAGCAUUAUUUGCUACCUAGUUUUGUGCAUAGUACGCACCUAUUCUUUAUUUUCUGUCUAGUCAAGUAUAGGACUAGAGAGACUCACCCACAAACUCUAUUCUCUAUCUAGUCAAACAUAGGACUAGAGAGACUUACCUACAGAAUCUAUUCUAUUUGUCUAGUCAAACACAAGACUAGAUAAAGUUCUAUCUACAUACUCUACAUUAUCUGUCUUGCCAGAUAAAGCUAGGCUUGUAUUGUAGAACCCCUAUUUACAACCAGGUAGAAUAAAACCACCGGGCUGUAUAGCAGGUAACCUCCCACGAAUGCCGCAUUAUCUACCACAAAAGAAGAAAAGUUGUAGACUGCAAACUUGAGGUUGUAGGCAGCAUUCAGUCUUAUCAAAAGUGUAAUUGUGGUGUCAUUGCCUUUUGACCACUUUUAUAUAAGACACCUCAAGUAAGAAGACAACAUUGACCAAAGACUGGUUGGUCAAAU